This is a messenger RNA of Euleptes europaea (tarantolino), 935 nucleotides long. RefSeq names its product yippee like 4 (gene YPEL4). Bases 180 to 563 code for a protein of 127 amino acids. Lineage: Eukaryota; Metazoa; Chordata; Lepidosauria; Squamata; Sphaerodactylidae. The record is from RefSeq and is a predicted model, not a curated record. The transcript has 4 exons.
CUUCCCUUUCAGUCUGGUUCUCAUCUGGGGGGGCCCUGGCAGUGCAGCCCCCCCAAACUUCACUUUUCUGAAACACGGCUCUAGCCAACCUGCUUCGUUGCUUCACUUGCGACCGCCUGUGCGGAGGCUGCACGGCACCUGCCCCUCCACCUCGACAGGGCAUCGUUCUUCAGCCUGUCAUGCCCAGCUGUGAGCCGGUACCACCUGCCGCCUAUCUCCCUACCAAAACCUUCCGCAGUUAUCUGCCUCGGUGCCAGCGAACAUACAGCUGUGUCCACUGCCGGGCACAUUUGGCCAAGCACGAUGAGCUCAUCUCCAAGUCCUUCCAGGGGAGUCAUGGUCGCGCCUAUCUUUUCAAUUCUGUGGUUAACGUGGGCUGCGGUCCAGCUGAACAACGCCUCUUGCUCACUGGUCUCCAUUCAGUUGCUGAUAUUUUCUGUGAAAGCUGCAAGACUACACUGGGCUGGAAAUAUGAACAAGCCUUCGAGACCAGCCAGAAGUACAAAGAAGGGAAAUACAUUAUUGAGAUGUCACACAUGGUGAAGGACAAUGGCUGGGACUGAAGGGGAAUUUGGGUGACCCCUUCCCCUGCAGCAUGCCUUGCCCUUUCCUAAUUCCACUGCCAUAGCUGGCACCCUGGCACAACUAACCCUGCUCCCUCUUUCCAUGCCCCUAGGCUCCUGCACAGCAUCACCCAUGGGAGUGGCGAUACCAGGACCCAUCUCCCAAACCUCUUGUACCUUCUGAAAUGCCGGAUUCACAGUUUGGAGGAUCUCCCCAUAGUAAAAGGGAAAGUUCAGAGUUAAGGGACCCAAUUUGAGGAUUUUGUAUUGGAUUCUACUUGACCUGUAUGGGGUAUGCCGCUCUCAUUUCUAGCACCUGUUGGGUGGGACAGAUAUUAGAAUUCCUAAGGAUACUCCUGGAAGCACACUUGA